CCUUCUGACUCCAUGGCAACGUAGCUACCACCACAGAUAAUCUCGUUUGUUUGUGCAGGCGGCAGAAUCUGCUCUUUUUAUACAAUCAACGAUAAAACUGGAAAAUGUGACUUUACUUAAAAUAAACCAACGCUUUACGCUGUAUUGAUUACACAAGACGCAUUCAUGAAAAUACAGGACCCUUCAGAACGAUAAGAUGUUAGCACUGUUAGCUGCCCUGUAACGAAUUCCCAGAGAUGUGAGCCUUGUUACAGUUGAAGGUGUCUUCUUAGAAAGAGACAAUGCAGGUGUUGCCUAUUUGGGAGCUUUCCAUCCCUCUCCCAGCCGUGCUGAUGAUUACUCUGAGUCUCUACAUGAUCUUCCUGGGGAUCGGGCUGUGGAUCCGAUCCUGCCUCAAGGACCGUUGUUCUUCAGAGUGUUGUGACUGCUGUCCAAACAUUUCCGUAUGUGACCAGUGCUUCAGAUUUGCGGAAAUGUGUGACUGUCGCCUGCCAACCGUGCGCUCAUGUCGGGCCGUUUCGUGCCCUUCUCCUUCUUGUGCCAAAUGGGACUGUGCCUGCACCUGUCAGCCUCCGGAGUGUGACUCCUGCAACUGCCUCUGCUUCGAGAUCCGGAUCAAGUAGAAGACGAGGAUCGAGGUGCACCAAUGUCAACUGAGUGACCACAAGUACUUUAGUUUUUGAAUUCUUUGAAAAAUGUUUUUAAAGUAUAUGCCUUUUAUUAGAGAGUUUACAGUGGAGAAAUAACAGGAAAAAAAGGGAAAAGACUGUUGGGGAAGACUGUGAUUUAUGCUCAGCAUAUUCAUUUUCUGUAAAAUGAAUGGAGUUAAUGGAUGAAACAACCAGACAGUAAAUAUGUGAUAAAUUAAAUACCUGAUAAAUCAA
Perca flavescens (yellow perch) is the source of this 884-nucleotide messenger RNA. RefSeq names its product guanine nucleotide-binding protein subunit gamma 3. The transcript has 5 exons. The coding region runs from base 282 to 623 and encodes 113 amino acids. The record is from RefSeq and is a predicted model, not a curated record. NCBI's taxonomy places the organism in Eukaryota, Metazoa, Chordata, Actinopteri, Perciformes, Percidae.